Callorhinchus milii (elephant shark) is the source of this 504-nucleotide messenger RNA. RefSeq names its product basic phospholipase A2 Sms-N6-like. The transcript has a single exon. The coding region runs from base 1 to 504 and encodes 167 amino acids. Gene Ontology annotation, biological process: arachidonate secretion; lipid catabolic process; phospholipid metabolic process. The record is from RefSeq and is a predicted model, not a curated record. Gene Ontology annotation, molecular function: calcium ion binding; phospholipid binding. Lineage: Eukaryota; Metazoa; Chordata; Chondrichthyes; Chimaeriformes; Callorhinchidae.
AUGCCCUUGUUGAUUUGCGUGGACCCCCAGGAGAAAAGUGGCAGCCUCUACAGUCGGAAUAUCUCACGGAGGAGCGUACUGGACAUAGCGUUCGUCUUGUGGUGCUACAAGAAUCACUAUAGCUUCUCCAUCUACCAAGUGAAUGGCUACGGGUGCUACUGCGGAAGGGGAGGUGAUGGCAUCCCACUGGACGAGUUCGACAGGUGCUGUUUCACACAUGAUUGCUGCUACGACAGGGCACUACACACAUCAUGCUGGAAGGGAACCAGCAUCUACCUGAAGCCAAACUAUUCCCAGUGCAAACUAGGAAGGGCCGAGUGCCCUGAGUGGUCAGACCCCUGCUCCAGUGACCUCUGCCUCUGUGACAAGCAGUUUGGGGAAUGUCUGGCUAUAGCUACAUUCCACCACAAUUACAGCAACUACCACCACAAGUUGUGCAGUGAACCCAAGCAGAAAUGUCCACAUGAGGAGAAGAUCAACAUGGAGGCAGACACAAGAAAGUAA